Molecule: messenger RNA, 3293 nt
Organism: Symphalangus syndactylus (siamang)
Lineage: Eukaryota; Metazoa; Chordata; Mammalia; Primates; Hylobatidae
Gene: SLC30A9
Product: solute carrier family 30 member 9
Biological process (GO): zinc ion transport; transmembrane transport; intracellular zinc ion homeostasis
Cellular component (GO): endoplasmic reticulum; membrane
Molecular function (GO): monoatomic cation transmembrane transporter activity
Source: RefSeq, a predicted model, not a curated record
AACGUGUUACGUCACUUCCGCUACCUCCACGGCAGGCGUCGGUAAAUGACGUUGCCGCUUCCGGGUCGCCGAGGCAGCCUGUGGUGGCGAAGGCAUCAGUGUUCGCUGAUGUCCAGUCUAUGGAGUCAGUUGGUACCGGUGGCGGCGCGGAGGCAGAAGGCGGUGUCCGAGUAGGGGCCUCUGCCCCACCAGGAUGUUACCGGGCUUGGCCGCCGCCGCCGCGGCGCACAGAUGUAGCUGGUCCUCCCUGUGCCGGUCCCGUCUGCGAUGCAGGGCGGCGGCCUGUAACCCCAGCGACCGCCAGGAGUGGCAGAAUUUAGUGACAUUUGGAAGCUUUUCAAACAUGGUUCCCUGUAGUCAUCCAUAUAUUGGUACACUGAGUCAAGUAAAGUUGUACUCCACAAAUGUUCAGAAAGAAGGACAGGGAUCACAAACACUCAGAGUGGAAAAAGUACCAUCAUUUGAAACAGCAGAAGGUAUAGGCGCAGAACUCAAAGCUCCACUUAAGCAAGAACCUCUCCAAGUAAGAGUUAAAGCAGUCCUUAAGAAAAGGGAGUAUGGAUCAAAGUACACUCAGAAUAAUUUCAUCACUGGAGUCAGAGCAAUAAAUGAGUUCUGCCUCAAAUCCAGUGAUCUAGAACAACUUCGAAAAAUCAGACGACGAAGUCCCCAUGAAGAUACUGAGUCUUUCACUGUAUACUUGAGAUCAGAUGUGGAGGCAAAAUCUUUGGAAGUUUGGGGAAGCCCUGAAGCUCUUGCCAGAGAGAAAAAAUUGCGUAAGGAAGCAGAAAUAGAGUACAGAGAAAGGCUAUUUAGAAACCAAAAAAUAUUAAGAGAAUACAGAGAUUUCUUGGGAAAUACCAAGCCACGCUCCAGAACGGCAUCAGUGUUUUUUAAGGGACCAGGAAAAGUGGUGAUGGUUGCAAUUUGCAUCAAUGGAUUAAACUGCUUCUUUAAAUUUCUUGCCUGGAUUUAUACCGGUUCAGCAAGUAUGUUCUCAGAAGCUAUACACUCAUUAUCUGAUACUUGUAAUCAGGGUUUACUAGCACUGGGCAUCAGUAAGUCUGUUCAAACACCAGAUCCUUCUCAUCCGUACGGAUUUUCAAAUAUGCGCUAUAUUUCUUCGCUAAUUAGUGGUGUUGGUAUUUUCAUGAUGGGUGCAGGACUAUCUUGGUACCAUGGAGUCAUGGGAUUGCUUCAUCCUCAACCAAUAGAAUCCCUUCUAUGGGCAUAUUGUAUUUUAGCAGGAUCAUUAGUAUCUGAAGGAGCAACACUUCUUGUUGCUGUAAAUGAACUUCGUAGGAAUGCUCGGGCUAAAGGAAUGUCAUUUUACAAGUAUGUAAUGGAAAGUCGUGAUCCUAGUACAAAUGUGAUAUUAUUGGAGGAUACUGCUGCAGUCUUGGGAGUUGUAAUAGCAGCCACUUGCAUGGGCCUUACUUCUAUAACAGGCAAUCCACUGUAUGACAGCCUAGGUUCUUUGGGUGUGGGCACCUUAUUAGGCGUGGUCUCAGCAUUCCUCAUCUACACUAACACAGAAGCACUCUUAGGGCGGUCCAUCCAGCCAGAACAAGUACAGCGGCUCACUGAACUCCUGGAGAAUGACCCAUCAGUAAGGGCAAUUCAUGAUGUUAAAGCCACAGAUCUGGGAUUAGGUAAAGUAAGAUUUAAGGCAGAAGUAGAUUUUGAUGGGCGAGUUGUUACAAGAUCAUAUUUGGAAAAACAAGAUUUUGACCAAAUGUUACAAGAAAUUCAAGAAGUGAAAACUCCUGAAGAACUAGAGACCUUUAUGCUUAAACAUGGAGAAAAUAUUAUUGAUACUUUAGGAGCUGAAGUAGAUAGACUUGAGAAGGAACUGAAAAAACGAAAUCCUGAAGUUCGACAUGUAGAUUUGGAGAUACUGUGAGUUUGAUGGAAUGAAUCAUCUGGGUGGGGACCUUGGAAACAAGUUUGUCCGUCCACUCUACAAAGUUUCCUCCUUUCCUACACUGAAGGACUCAGUGCCAUGCAGAAGCCUUUUUUUUAAGAUGAAGGAAAUAUUUCAUGUAAAGAGCAAUUCAGCAGGACACAGAACUAAAACUACUACUUACAUCUAAGAGACACACUACAAGUUGAAUCAAUUUGAAAAUCAUGUUUUUAUGCUUCCAUAGGGAACAUUUUGGUUAUUUAAAUUGUUCAUAAUAUCCCAUAUUUCACCUGUUCAGUGUAUACUGUACUUUGCAAUCAUCUUUCCUUUUUUCACAUUGGUAAAAAUAAGUGGCAUCCAUAGGAUCAUAAUUUUUAAUUUGUUGCCUCUGAAGAUUUCACUCCAUCAAGAUCUGCCAAUCUUGAAUAUUCUGGCUAAAUCUGGUUUUUAAACAGUCACUCCGUUUCAAAGUCUGUCUUUCCUUAUAGAAUGUGGAAAUUAUUUCUCCAUACCUUGUGAUUUUGACCUGAGUGCUAAGAGAAUCACUCUCCUUACAUAGUUAUCUACAAAUGUUCAUUCCAGAAAUGUUUAGUUACUGAAUUGAAUGAAGACAUCUCAGUACACUCUUUUAGGUCAUAGUAGUUGCCAUUUUGUAAAAUUUCUUGUUUUCUUCUUUGCUCUUUUACCCUUAUUUGGUUUAAUUUUUCUAAUGUUAGGAGAUAUAGUCCUAGAUAUUUCCAUGGGCCAGUGUGAUGACUUUUUUUUAAAUGAGGUUCAGUACCAUAAUGUUUGUUUACUGGGAGAUAAUGCAUUUAUAAGCAUUUUAAAAUUCUGUGAAAUGGGUUAGAAAUAUUUAUAAUUUUACAGGCAGGACAGCAUUUGACUUUUAUUUAAAAGGCGGCACUACUUGCGUAAAUCUGAGCUGUGGGAUAUUUCCUGCUUUAAGAGAGAGACAGAAUCUGUCACUGAAACUCAUGGUCAUGAUUUUGUAUAAUAUAGUUCAUACUGUGUCUGUGAGUUUCUUCCAGUUACAAAUGGGCAUUUAGCAUAGUUAUAUUGACUAUAACAUGUAAGUAAAUAGCUUUCUACUUGACCCUAAGUUAUCAAGGUGAAAAAAACAUGCAAUUCAGUAAUUGAAAAUGUGGUGAAAAGCUGCAGCUGUCAUCAUCAAAACAACUCAUAACGUACUUUAAAAUGUUCAGGUAGCAGUGAGCAUUGUUCAUAUGAGAAUGGCGGCUGGGUGAUCUCUUUGCUGAAUAAAUGAGUUGUUAACAUGUGGGCCCAACUUCCUGUGUGAGAUCUGUGUCUUAAAACUUACUGAAAUGGAAAUUUAUGAAUUAUUGCAAAUUGUAAUGCUGGAAACAAAAAAUAAAUCCUUGGUUAAAGGGUU